AUGAAUACUUCACGAAAACGAAUAUUGCCAUCAUCGAUUCCAUCGAUUGUUCCACAAAAUUUACAUGAACCAAUUAAAUCAGAAAUACAAUUGUCAAACAAGAAUCCAUUAAAGGUAUUGUACAUUAUUGCAAACAAAUCCGAGUAUAGUGAUGAUAAUUUCUUAGAGAAAGAAUAUAAAAACAUUAUUCUGAAAUACAUUCGAAAUGAGAGUACAAAAUUGGAAGAUAUAAUUGUCGACAAAGAUCGACCUAUUAUUUUUGCUAUUUGUAAUAUUGACAGUGAAAAGAAAGAAGAAAAUGAACAUUGGAUAACAUUUUGUAUUGUAAAAUCUAGUGAAAAGUAUUAUGUGUUUAUUAUACAUUCAUUAAAAUCUGAAAUGUAUAAAAGUAGAAAAAAUGAAUUAAAAGAAGGUAUCAAAACAAAAUUGAACAGUAAACAGAUUGAAUUUAUUGAGUAUGAUGAUAAUAAUAAUAAUAAUAAUAAUAGUAGAGAAGAAUCUAGUGUUAUUUGUAUGAAUAAUGAUAUUCAUAUAGCUUUUAAUAAUAUGAAAAUUUUUAUUCAAUUUUUAAAAAAUGAAAAAGAAAAAGAAAAAAUUAAACAAAAAUUUAAAGAAAUAAAAUUUUUUUUUAGUAAUAAUGAAAUUAUUAAUUUUAAUAAAUUAGUAAUAAAAAUAGGAUUAAGUACAAAUUUUCGAACAAAAUUUGUGUUAGAAAAAAUUUUGUCUGCUUUAAAAAAUGUUGUUGAGAAAGAUGAUGAAUAUCAAUUAGUUGAUGAUGAUCAAUUUAAUAGAUUAACGAGUACAUUAACAAGUCUAAAUUUUGUGCCAAGAAAUGAUGAAAAAAUUGAUCUUAGAGAAGAUGUCAUCAAAUUUAUUACAAUAUUUAAAGACAGAGGAAAAAUGUUUAGUGAAAUUACUGAAACAAAUUUAAAAACAUAUUUUCAAACAAAUAAAAAUAAAUAUUCAAAUGAUAUUGAUAGAUUUGAUGAAAAACUUCGUCAAGAUAGUAGAGAUAGUCGAAUAAAAGGUUGUUUAAGUCUUGCUCUAAAAGAUCGAACACAAUUUUUAAGUAG
Molecule: messenger RNA, 1073 nt
Organism: Didymodactylos carnosus
Lineage: Eukaryota; Metazoa; Rotifera; Eurotatoria; Philodinida; Philodinidae
Source: the annotation of a GenBank genome assembly